Neltuma alba is the source of this 911-nucleotide messenger RNA. RefSeq names its product basic leucine zipper 43-like. Gene Ontology annotation, biological process: regulation of DNA-templated transcription. The record is from RefSeq and is a predicted model, not a curated record. Gene Ontology annotation, molecular function: DNA-binding transcription factor activity. NCBI's taxonomy places the organism in Eukaryota, Viridiplantae, Streptophyta, Magnoliopsida, Fabales, Fabaceae. Bases 150 to 716 code for a protein of 188 amino acids. The transcript has a single exon.
UCAGCAAUAUCCACACAAUUCCCUACUCAAUCCUUCAAACAUCAUUAUCCUCCUCCUCCUCCUCAUCAUCAUCAUCAUCAUCUUCUUCUUCUUCUUCUUCUUUUUCUUCUUCUUCAUCUUCUUCAUCUCAGGUUUUGAGAAUUCCAGCCAUGGUUCCCAAUGAGAUAGGAGGGUUUCACUAUUCAGCUCCUGAAAACCCCAUCUUAGUUCCUCCAAACUUUGGCUUGUUUCAACAUGGUGAUAUCCAAAACCAGCUUCACCUGAACACCCUCUUGAGCAAUUUGCCAAACUGCUACUUCCCUUCUGGUUCAGGAAGCCUUGAGUUUAUCCCUCCUCGUCCACCUGCUUCUUCAAGCUGCCUCAGUAGCAACUCAACUUCUGAUGAGGCUGAUGAGAUUCAGCUCAGUAUCAUUGAUGAAAGGAGGCAGAGGCGAAUGAUAUCAAACAGAGAGUCCGCUAGGAGGUCCAGGAUGAGGAAGCAGAAGCACUUGGAUGAACUGUGGUCACAAGUGGUGAGGCUUAGGAAUGAGAACUACAACCUCAUUGACAAACUGAACCAUGUGUCUGAGUCACAUGAUAGAGUUGUUCAGGAGAAUGCACGCCUCAAGGAAGAAGCUUCUGAUCUUCGUCAGCUGCUUGCUGACCUAAAAAUUAGCUCUUCUUUUGCUGACACCAUGAGCGAUUUUGAUGAACUCAGAGCUGAGCUCUCAAACUAAUCUAGCACUUCUUUAAAAAUGGAGGCUUUUCCCUUUUGUUUUAUGUUUUCUCUUUUUCCUUACUAUAGAAACAUACUACUCUGCUUCUUCUUCUAGUAUUAUGGUUUAUAUGAGCAUCACCCUCCCUUGCCUCCAUUAGAGCUGGUUGAGUUUACAUACAGAUAUUCAAUAACAGCUCUUGAUGAUUUUUCCCCC